GUUCCUCUUUCUUCUCUCCCCUCCUGGAACACUGGCAUGUUCUAUACUUCUUUUUGUUUUCCCUUUUUUUUUUUCUUCCCAGCUUCCUGUACGCCUUAUCAUCAAGUGUAAAGUCUCUUCUGUUGGUUGUUCCUUUUUUUCAGACAUACUAGCGUUUCACUUUAGUGAUGAAUACCACCACACCUGCCCACCAUGCAUUUGUUAAGAGUUGGGAUGGAGCUGAGCUUUGCUUUGGAUCUGCAAAAUUAGUAGUUAGCUCUGUGGUGUUGUUUGCUUGGUUCCCGGAUGGAUGUACAUGCAUGUACUUUAAUUCUAAUAGAUCUCUCUCUCGUUAUCUAGGUAUAUAUAUAUAUAUAUAUAUAUAUAUGCCUGCGCCAAAGCUAACUGGAGUCCCUACCUACCUAUGUAGCUAUCUACGGCAGGGGUUAAUUGAUGGACGACAAACAAUCAACAAUUUAGAAAACUAAUUGCAUGACAUGACAGGGGAUAAACUAUAUGAGAGAUAUCAAAAGCUAAUGUAUUUGUUACAGGCGUGUAAAAUGCUAAUUUAGAAAAAAGACACAAGCUAGCUAGCUAGCGAGCGAUAUAAUAAUAG
This is a messenger RNA of Aspergillus ochraceoroseus IBT 24754, 595 nucleotides long. RefSeq lists its product as uncharacterized. The transcript has a single exon. Lineage: Eukaryota; Fungi; Ascomycota; Eurotiomycetes; Eurotiales; Aspergillaceae. The record is from RefSeq and is a predicted model, not a curated record. The coding region runs from base 168 to 467 and encodes 99 amino acids.